Messenger RNA from Brassica oleracea var. oleracea, 1584 nucleotides. RefSeq names its product beta-ureidopropionase. Gene Ontology annotation, molecular function: beta-ureidopropionase activity. Lineage: Eukaryota; Viridiplantae; Streptophyta; Magnoliopsida; Brassicales; Brassicaceae. The transcript has 6 exons. The record is from RefSeq and is a predicted model, not a curated record. The coding region runs from base 224 to 1450 and encodes 408 amino acids.
UUAUCUUUCUGAGAAAGAUGUUUUAGUUGAGCAGAGAUUCCUUCUUUUAAUUACUUCUCUUGCCAUGGAAUGAUUAGGCUGAUUAUUCCCUUCCCAAUAAACUAAUUAAUAAAUAAAUGUAAAUAAAUAAAUAGCCUAAACCGAUCAUUAUUGACAUCAGAGUCAUCUGCCAUAUUAGUUUCGUGAUCGACAGAAAGACCAUCUCAGAAAACUCCUGUAGAAAAUGGAUAAGAGCAUCUCUGCAAACGGAGAAACAACUGCCGACGGAUCCAUCCGUGGAUAUGAUUCGCUGCAUCAACUCUUAUCCUCGAAUCUGAAGCCUGAGCUCUAUCAGGAGGUGAGCCGAUUGCUACUUGGAAGUAACUGUGGCAGAUCGCUUGAACAGAUUGUUCUGCCAGAUUCUGCAAAAGCCCUCUCUUCAAAACAUGAUUUUGAUCUCCAGGCGGUUAGCUUUUCAGCUGAUAAAGAGCAAAUGAGAAAGCCUCGAGUGGUCAGAGUUGGUCUCGUCCAAAACUCCAUUGCUCUUCCAACCACUGCUCCCUUCUCCGACCAGAAAAGAGGAAUCUUCGAGAAGCUGAAGCCGAUCAUCCACGCUGCAGGUGUUGCUGGUGUUAACAUACUCUGCUUACAGGAAGCUUGGACUAUGCCGUUUGCGUUCUGUACAAGGGAGAAGAAAUGGUGUGAGUUUGCAGAACCUAUCGAUGGGGAGUCAACAAAGUUUCUUCAAGAGCUAGCCAAAAAGUAUAACAUGGUGAUUGUUAGUCCUAUUCUCGAAAGAGAUAUGGAUCACGGUGAAGUGCUUUGGAACACCGCUGUGAUUAUAGGGAAUAACGGGAAGAUCAUUGGCAAGCAUCGGAAGAACCACAUACCGAGGGUAGGAGAUUUCAACGAGAGCACGUAUUACAUGGAAGGAGACACUGGCCAUCCUGUGUUUGAGACGGUGUUUGGGAAAAUUGCUGUCAAUAUAUGUUACGGAAGACACCAUCCUCUAAACUGGUUAGCUUUUGGUCUAAACGGUGCUGAGAUUGUCUUCAACCCUUCAGCAACUGUUGGUGAACUCAGUGAACCAAUGUGGCCUAUUGAGGCAAGAAACGCUGCGAUAGCAAACAGUUACUUUGUGGGGUCCAUUAACAGAGUUGGAACCGAGGUGUUCCCAAAUGCUUUCACCUCAGGGGAUGGGAAACCGCAGCACAAUGACUUUGGUCAUUUCUAUGGAUCAAGCUAUUUCUCUGCACCGGAUGCUUCUUGCACGCCGUCUUUGUCGCGUUGCAGAGACGGGUUAAUGAUCUCGGACAUGGAUCUCAAUCUCUGCAGGCAGUACAAAGACAAGUGGGGCUUUAGAAUGACUGCAAGAUACGAAGUCUAUGCGGAUCUUUUGGAUAAGUACAUAAAGCCAGAGUUCAAGCCUCAAGUUGUCUCUGACCCAAUGCUCCACAAGAAUUCUUCAUAAGCAAAAAAAAGAAAGAAAAAGUUACUUAAAUCUGUGAAUCUUAAAAUGAAGUUAACUUUGUAACAAUAAUAGAUUCUGUCUGGUUUCUCUGUUUUUAUGAAUAAAGUUGAUGAUGCCAAAAGGCCUUUCCUUUA